Medioppia subpectinata is the source of this 338-nucleotide messenger RNA. The record is from the annotation of a GenBank genome assembly. NCBI's taxonomy places the organism in Eukaryota, Metazoa, Arthropoda, Arachnida, Sarcoptiformes, Oppiidae.
ACGGCGUAAGUCUUGGCUUUGGAUCGUAUGAAGAGUUACUCGAAGUGGACAUCGAUUUCAUGUCUUUGACUAAACCGGAAGUAAAGGAGCAGUUUAUACCCGAAGAACAUAUGGCCAAAGGGUCGGUAGAUAUGCGGGUGUAUUGGCAUUACAUGAAGGCGGGUGCGGGACCGACAUUAUUAUUUGUGACAUUCUUCCGGAUGUCAGUCAACGCGUCAACCAAUUUACACAAUACUAUAUUCAGUCGCCUAAUGACAGCUCCCAUUGCUUUCUUCGACAUCAAUCCUAUCGGAUUUGCUGUCAAUAAUCGCUUCACUAAUAGUGAUAUCAAUAGUAAA